UCACUUCCUGGUGUUGUACUAAAUACAUUCCCUCAUCUUCCGGUCGGUUUGUUGUGAGGCGUGUGGGCGUGAAGAUUUAUAAAGCCGUCAUUUACCUGCAUUACCUGCAGUUUUUGGCUGGCGAUGGAUAUAGACGCUGAGCGGGAGAAAAUCCGUCAGGAAAUAGAAGAACUGGAGAGGAACCUGGGCCCCGGCCUGCAAAACGUCGAUCUAAAUGGAUCCAAUUCCAGCCUUGAAUCUGAGGAUGAAGGCAGCUCUGACGACAGCAAGGAUUUGGAUGCCCAGGUUGAGAUGGAGGUGGAUCAGAAGAGCCCUCUCAUGGAAGGCGAGAGCGAAGCCAUCCUCCAUAUCCCUCAGACGCCGGAGACUUGCCUCCAGAUGAACCUGGUCUAUCAGGCAGUUCUUCAGGAAAAACUGGAAGAAGUCCGCCAGCUUCUCGCCCAAAACAAGGACCAGCAGGAGAAACUGACCUGGAAUCUUUCCGAGAAGAGGGUCGCCAAGUCGGGGGCCGGGAAGCCCUUGCCGGCCAACUUGUACCUGGGCCAUUUCAUGAAGCCUUACUUCAAGGACGCAUCGUCGGGGGUCGGCCCUCCUGCCAACAGCGACAAGCGGGACAAGGCCAAGCAAGGCAUCAAGGGAUUUGAGGAGUUGCGCACCGUCACAUGGAAGAGCCGGGAGAAGCAGCUGCUGCGCGAGUCGGUGCUCAGCGACCGUUUGCAACAUCUGCUGCAGCCAAAGCUCUUGAGCCUCAACUACCUGAACGAGAAACUGACGAAAUCCCGUGACGAAGUGGAGCGGCAAAUUUUGGAAAAGCAGAUCAAAGAGAAAGCGGAUGAAAUCGCAGAGAUCAACCUCCUUCCAGAAGAGUAUCUGCUGGCAAACCGGUUUGAGGAGCACGACUGGGAGAAGAUUGCCAACGUCAACUUUGACGGGACCCGGAGCGCGAAGGAGCUGCAGAGGUUCUGGCAGAACUCGGAGCACCCCGACAUCAACCGGAAGGAGUGGAGCCCGGAGGAAACCGAAGCCCUGAAGGAGAUCGCCACUCGACGCAAUGGUUUUGACUGGGCAGCCAUCGCUCAGGAGCUGGGGACGCAGCGCACGGCCUUCCAGUGUCUGCAGAAGUUCCAAACCUACAAUAAGGACCUAAAGAAGCGGGAAUGGACCCCGGAAGAGGACCAGAUGCUGCUGCAGAUGGUGCGGGAGAUGCGGGUCGGGAAGCACAUCCCCUACCGGAAAAUCGCCUACUACAUGGAGGGCAGGGACCCGGCCCAGUUGAUCUACCGAUGGACCAAGCGGGUGGACCCCAAGCUGAAGCACGGCCCCUGGACCCCCAAGGAAGAUGCCUUGCUCCUGAAGGCGGUGGGCAAAUUCGGGGAGCGGGACUGGUACAAGAUCCGGGCCGAGGUCCCCGGGAGGAGCGACCAGCAGUGCCGAGAGAGGUAUUUGAAUUCCCUCAAUUUUGAUAUUAAGAAAGGCAAAUGGAGCGAGGAAGAAGAAAAGAAAUUGGUGGAGUUGACAGAAAAAUAUGGCGUGGGUCAUUGGGCGAAAAUAGCCUCUGAAUUGCCCCAUCGGUCGGGAACUCAGUGUCUCAGCAAAUGGAAAGUGCUUUUAGGAUACAAGAGGAAGCAAACGCAGAAGAGGAGGAGGAGGAAGGCCGCCCCACGGAAGCGGGUCCCGAGGGUCAUCGACAGGCCUUUGGAGUCGUCCAGCGACACUUCGGACCUCGAUCCGGACUCGGAAAGCGAAGAGGAGGACGAGGACAAGGGACGCAAGGAGGAGAAGGACAAGAGGCCUUGGCGGGUGCCGGACCUUGACUUGUGGGUCCCGACCAGGAAGGGGGGAGACCAAAAGACGGGCUCCCCACAACAGACGGCCAAACGCGCAAAUGAUUCCUGGAAAGUUUCCUUGGACUUUGUUAAAAAUGUAUUGCGAAGAAAUACCAAUGAGAUGCAUAGGAGGAAUAGAGAGAUCCGACGGAGGAAGCGUUUCUCGGCCUCGGACCCCCACGGCCCGUUCCGGCCACACGUGCCCCCCGGACGGAGGAUCGGGCCCUGGCGGACCUCGCUCCACCGGCGGCUGUUGUUGGCCGUCAGCUCGUGGGCCAAGGGGCGGGUCCAGGAGCGGGUGAUGCAGGCCCAGCAGGAGGCGGGCACCACCACCAAAGUGGAAUUCAUCUCCAGAGCCCUGAAAUCGGUCCGUCUCCCCAGCAGCACCCCUUUGUUCACCCUCUUCAUCCAGCUGUUGCACAUCGAUGCCAGCGGCUGCAUGAAGGUCAUCCAGAAGCAAAAAAGCCGGCCGACGGAGAAAAGACAGACCGAGCAGGUUUCUUCGACAGCCCUUCCUUGCCGUCUGGCUGGAAAAUCCCGGACCGUGUCCGAACUCCUCCGGGAGAAGCGGCUCAGGGCGGCCCAAGCCCAGAAGGCCCAGCAGAAGCAGCAAGGCCUGGCCCUCCUGGCCCCAAAGAUCCUCCUCCGGCCCCAGAUCCCAGCGCCGAAUCUCCAGAUCUCAAUGACGGGGCGUCCCAAUCCUGGUGUCCAGGUCCCAGUGGCGGGGUGUCCCAGUCCAGCGCCGAAUCUCCAAAUCCUGGCACCAAAUCUCCAGACCCCGAGGGUGGAUUGUUCCAGUCCGAAUCUCCAAAUCCCGACUCCGAAUCUCCAGACCCCGAGGGUGGAUUGUUCCAGUCCGAAUCUCCAAAUCCCGACUCCGAAUCUCCAGACCCCGAGGGUGGAUUGUUCCAGUCCGAAUCUCCAAAUCCCGACUCCGAAUCUCCAGACCCCGAGGGUGGAUUGUUCCAGUCCGAAUCUCCAAAUCCCGACUCCGAAUCUCCAGACCCCGAGGGUGGAUUGUUCCAGUCCGAAUCUCCAAAUCCCGACUCCGAAUCUCCAGACCCCGAGGGUGGAUUGUUCCAGUCCGAAUAUCCAAAUCCCAACGCUGAAUCUCCAGACCCCGAGGGUGGAGUGUUCCAGUCCGAAUCUCCAAAUCCCGACUCCGAAUCUCCAGACCCCGAGGGUGGAUUGUUCCAGUCCGAAUAUCCAAAUCCCAACGCUGAAUCUCCAGAUCCCGAGAGUGGAGUGUUCCAGUCCGAAUCUCCAGAUCCCAACGCCAAAUCUCCAGACCCCGAGGGUGGAGUGUUCCAGUCCGAAUCUCCAAAUCCCAACGCCAAAUCUCCAGACCCCGAGAGUGGAGUGUUCCAGUCCGAAUCUCCAAAUCCCAACGCCAAAUCUCCAGAUCCCGAGGGUGGAGUGUUCCAGUCCGAAUCUCCCAAUCCCGACGCCGAAUCUCCAGACCCCGAGAGUGGAGUGUUCCAGUCCGAAUCUCCCAAUGCCAACGGCGGAGCGACUCAAUCUCCAUAUCGCUCUAAACCCCACUGCCCCGGGAACGCCUUCCUCGGACCCCGCACCACCCAUGACCCUGACCCUGACCUGGAUCCUGACCCCGCAAGGCCUGCUCCCGGUGGUGCGCCUCCCCGGCCAAACCGCCGACCCCGCAACCUGUCCCCCGAAGCAGGCGCCGGUCGCGUCUACACAAGUCCCCACUUCCGGCGAUGUUGUGAGUGAACCCCACAACGCCGUUGUUCCUUCUGAAGCUGCGCCGAGUCGUCCUGUUUUGGGGGACCCCCCCGAGAAGGCCCCCCUGGAUUACCGCCUCCUUUCCACCGAAGACCCCGCCGCGGCGAAGCAGUGGUUGCAAGGGGAAGGGGGCUCCUCGGGGUUGCCCUAUUUGCCCCCGUUCCUCUGCAACCUCCGGACCCUGUCCACGCUGCUGCGCCACAAAGAGGCCUUGUUGUCCCAAGCCACCUCGCUCCGGGUGCCGGAAGGAUCGGGCGCAACGGGGCUCCGGACGCUGGUGCAGCAACGACUGUGGGGGAACCCGGCCUACGACCUGCUCAAGGCCCGAUUCUUGGCCGCUUUCACUUUCCCGGCCGCCUUGGCAGCACUGCCCCCCUUCCGGGUGAGCACCACCAUUUCCAGGGUGGGUCUGGACCCGUCUUCGGAGGAAGAAGAUGAUGACGACAACGACAUGGAGGUUGAGAGAGAGCCCCACGACACAGCAAGGGACGGCCCCGGAGAGGCAGCCAAUGGCCACGAAAGCCCGACGGAGAUGGAGGUGGAAGAGACAGCCCCGGAAGUCCAGGAGUCCGGUGUUGAGGGUUCGAAUCCAAAACCUUCGAAUCCAGAGCCUUUCGCGCUUCGUAGAAGUUCCCGUGUCCCAAAAAGGAAGAAACAACCCUGAAAGACCAGGCUUGUUCCUCUUUUUUUCUUUCUUUCUUUCUUUCUUUCUUUUCUUCUUCCUUCCUUCCGCCUUUCAUGGAGGUUUGAAAGGAAGCAGAGCCUCGGAGGAGACGCAGAGCCUCGGUUAGUAGAUGUUUAUUAUUCUGAAAAUUAAGAGUUGUUAUUAUCAUGUGUUCCGGAAGCAUUCUCUCCUGACGUUUCUCCCACAUCUAGGCAGGCAUUCUCAGAGUUUGCGAGGUCUGUUUGAGGCAAGUGUGAAUGUUGCCGUUGGCCACCUUGAUUAGCAUUGAAUAGCCUUGCAGCUCAAAGCCGGGCUACUUUCUGCCUGGGGGUAUCCUUGGUUGGGAGUGUUAGCUGGCCCUUAUUAUUCUGAAAAUUAGAGUUGUUAUUCUCAUGUGUUGUCGAAGGCUUUCCGGGCUGUCUGGUCAUGUUCCGGAAGCAUUCUCUCCUGACGUUUCUCCCACAUCUAGGCAGGCAUCCUCAGAGGUUGUGAGGUCUGUUUGAGGCAAGUGUGAAUGUUGCCGUUGGCCACCUUGAUUAGCAUUGAAUAGCCUUGCAGCUCAAAGCCGGGCUGCUUCCUGCCUGGGGGUAUCCUUGGUUGGGAGGUGUUAGCUGGCCCUUAUUAUUCUGAAAAUUAGAGUUGUUAUUAUCAUGUGUUGUCGAAGGCUUUCAUGGCCGGAAUCACUGGGUUGCUGUGAGUUUUCCGGGCUGUCUGGUCAUGUUCCGGAAGCAUUCUCUCCUGACGUUUCUCCCACAUCUAGGCAGGCAUCCUCAGAGUUUGUGAGGUCUGUUUGAGGCAAGUGUGAAUGUUGCCGUUGGCCACCUUGAUUAGCAUGGAAUAGCCUUGCAGCUCAAAGCCGGGCUGCUUCCUGCCUGGGGGUAUCCUUGGUUGGGAGGUGUUAGCUGGCCCUUAUUAUUCUGAAAAUUAGAGUUGUUAUUAUCAUGUGUUGUCGAAGGCUUUCAUGACCGGAAUCACUGGGUUGCUGUGAGUUUUCCGGGCUGUCUGGCCAUGUUCCGGAAGCAUUCUCUCCUGACGUUUCUCCCACAUCUAGGCAGGCAUCCUCAGAGUUUGUGAGGUCUGUUUGAGGCAAGUGUGAAUGUUGCCAUUGGCUACCUUGAUUAGCAUCGAAUAGCUUUGCAGCUCAAAACUGGGCUGCUUCCUGCCUGGGGGUGUCCUUUGUUGGGAGGUGUUAGCUGGCCCUGAUUUUUUCCUGUCUGGAAUUCUCCUGUUUAGAGAGUGUUGUUCUUUAUUUACUGUCCUGAUUUUAGAGAUUUUUUUUAAUACUGGCAGCCAGGUAUUGCUAAUUUUCAUGAUUUCCUCCUUUCUGUUGAAAUUGUCCACGUGUUUAUGGAUUCCAGUGGUUUUUCUAUGUAGUCUGACAUGGUGGUUGUGAGAGUGGUCCAGCAUUCCUGUGUUCUCAAAUAAGAUUCUGUGUCCAGGUUGGUUCAUCAAGUGCUCUGCUGUGGUUUUCCUCCUCCCUCCCUCCCUCUCUUUCUUUCUUUCUUUCUACUUCCACCUUCACUUCCACCUUUCCUUCUACUCCUUCUUUACAAUCUUCCUUCCGUUUGCCUUUCCACCUCAUCCUGCCUAUCUGUCUUUCCUUCCUUCCUCCUUUCCAAUUUCUCUUCCUACUACCUUUCCACCUUCCCUCCGUCUUUCUGUUCUCCCACCCUCCCUCCCUCCGGUUUCCUCUUCCUUCUUUUCCUGUCUUUUUUCCUUCUUUCCUUGCUUCUUUUCCUCCACCUCACUCUCCUUCCUUCCUUCUCCCGACCUCUUCCUCCCUCCCUCCUCCUAUCCUUCCUUCAUUCCUUCUUUCUUUUCCACUACUCUUCCUUUCUUUCUUCACCCUUCCUUCCUUCCUUCCUUCCUUUUCAAUUUCUCUUCCUUCCUUCUUUCCUUCUUUUCCAUUUUCCCUUCCUUCCUUCCUUCUCUUUUUCCUUCCUUUUCUGCAUUCUCUUCUUCCCUCCUCCUAUCUUUUCUUCAUUCCUUCCUUAUUUUCCACUUGCUCUUCCUUUCUUCCUUCCUUUUCCACCUUCUCUUCCUCCCUCCCUCCUUUCCUUCCUUUUAUUCCACUUCCUCUUCCUUCCUUCCUUCUUUCUUUCUUUCCUUCCACCCUUCCUUGUAAUUUCUUUUCCGCUUCCUUUUCUUUUCUUCUUCCUUUGUUUCUUCCUUCCAUUCCGCUUCCUUUCUUCUUUCCUUUCUUCCUUCUUUUCCACCUUCCCUCCCUCCUUUCCUUCCUUCUUUCUUUCCUUGUAACUUCUUUUCCGCUUCCUUUUCUUUCCUUCUUUCCUUAUCUAUUUAUGUUUCCUUCUUUCUUAUCUAUCUUUUCCUUCCACCUUUCCUUUUUUCCUUCCUUCCUAAUUUCUUUCCUUCCUUUCUUCCAUUCCACUUCCCCUUCCUUCCUUCCUUCCUUCCUUCCUUCCUUCCUUCUAUUCCACUUCCUCCUCCUUCCUUCAUUCCUUCCUUUCUCUUCCUUUCUUCUUCUUUUCUUCCUUCCUUCUUCCCUUCCUUCCUUCUUCUAUUCCACUUCCCCUUCCUUCCUUCCUUCCUUCCUUCCUUCUAUUCCACUUCCUCCUCCUUCCUUCAUUCCUUCCUUUCUCUUCCUUCCUUCUUCCCUUCCUUCCUUCUUCUAUUCCACUUCCCCUUCCUUCCUUCCUUCCUUCCUUCCUUCCUUCCUUCCUUCCUUCCUUCCUCCCUCCCUCCCUCCCUCCCUCCCUCCCUUCCUCCUUUCCUUCCUUAUUUUCCACUUCCUCUCUUCCCGUCCCCCCUUCUUUCUUC
Anolis carolinensis (green anole) is the source of this 7011-nucleotide messenger RNA. It is a transcript of the gene snapc4, whose product is annotated as small nuclear RNA activating complex polypeptide 4. Gene Ontology annotation, biological process: snRNA transcription by RNA polymerase II; snRNA transcription by RNA polymerase III. Gene Ontology annotation, cellular component: snRNA-activating protein complex. The transcript is spliced from 24 exons. NCBI's taxonomy places the organism in Eukaryota, Metazoa, Chordata, Lepidosauria, Squamata, Anolidae. Gene Ontology annotation, molecular function: RNA polymerase III type 3 promoter sequence-specific DNA binding; RNA polymerase II cis-regulatory region sequence-specific DNA binding. The coding region runs from base 124 to 4233 and encodes 1369 amino acids. The record is from RefSeq and is a predicted model, not a curated record.